CUUUGUAAUAAGCUGCUUACACGAGAUGGACAUCCCCGACACCGACCCGACACUCGUGGCGGUGUUGCCAGACACCAGUACCCCUAUGGCAAUGGAGUUGCCGCAGUACAUAGUCGACUUCCAAGUUAAGAUAUCCACUCCGCUCUCCAAGAUGGAGUGGCGCGAGUUCGCACUCACGGGCUCCAUGCUAGACGUGUACAAUCUCGACAAGAAGAAGACCCACUCGUUCCGAGCGUCGGAAGUAACUAUCGCCGACAUGUCGUCGGAGGGGUUGUACAGCCUGGACGUGAACGGCCAGCGCCAGCUUGUCUUGCGCGUGUCAUCGCAGUCCCGUCUGACCAAGUUCCAGCACGUGCUUCGGCUAGCUGCGACAACGUCCCAGUGGACACCUCCAGUUGCGGACGUGUUGACAUCUCUCUUAAGCGUGGCCACAGACAUCGUCGAAGCUCACGCCAGGUCCCCAACCAAGGAGGUAAACGUGUCCACAGUGUCCAUCGACCACGUGCAGGCGCAUCUCGCCGACAUGCACGCCAUGUACCAACUGCAGGCCACUUGCUCGACCAUGGAGCAAGUAUACGCCCAUUUACUCGAUAUCGAAGCCGACUAUUGCCGCAACGUCCACACCAACAACUUUGCGCACACCGUGUACAAGCUGCACCCGGUGCAGUACGCCCGCCAUGUCACAGAGCAGCUGUCCAAUGAAUCGCCCCCGUCCGCUCGCCCGUCCAUCAAAGCGUUGCUCGCCACGUGUCCACACAGUCGCUGCGGCCAACCACUCACCCUCCAUGACAUGUACAACCUGCACGUCCUCGACGAAGCCAUCGUGUGUGCGCGCUGCACCAACACCAUGUCCAUACAAGCAUUCCAGAUCGCAGCGUUCAUUGCCGAAGCCCCCCAGUUUCACAUCCGCCGCGAUAUUCGCAAUAAUCCACAGAACCUACUCGUGGUGACCCCAGGGAUGCCCCAGAGCGGCCGCGUGCAGACGUUUCUGGCCGAGCUCGUGCGCCGGAUCUCGGCCGUCAUGUCCACGGCGGUGGCCGACGCGCUCGCGUCGCUGCAUGCUGAGGUGGCGGCGCAAGUGGAGCGCCACUUCGGGACGGCGUUCGGGUCGUUCCACGUCGAUCUGGUGCUUGCGAUGGUGCGGCAGCUGGACUUUGUCAACAAGUUGUGUCCACACAUGGAGUACUGGACGACUCCGGUGGUGAUUCAAGCGUCCAUGACUCGAUACCACAAGUACCUGCACAUCUUGGCCCUGUAUCGCAUACAACAGCGCAAAAAACUAGCCAAGAAACACAAACCGAAACAACCACAUACUCGAAAACUAAUCACUGGCCUCGUGGCGACGUCCGACAUUGACUUGAUCAUGCAAGCUCAUCAAUGUUAUGACGCCUGCAACUACCACAAGAUGGUGACUCGCCAUGACAACAAGGAUCAUCUACAUAAUGAAGAAGACGAUCUGUCAGCGGUCGUCGGUCCAGGGAUCUACGAGGACCUUGAUGACGUGGACAAACAAUAUGCCGACACAUUUCUCCUCUGGACUAGUACAUUCAACGAACCGUACUCGUCGUUUGCCCCCAGCUAUGCAGCGUGGAGUUCGGGGAAGCUGUUUCCCCAUUUCGCCAAGACCAAGUGGCGCAGGAUGUGUCGCGUGCCGUCGUACGACUGCCGCUUUGUGGGCGUGGACGAAGCGUUCGCGGUGGAAGCUCUGCCAUUCGCGACGGUCGUGCCGGACGAGAUGGCCGUGGCAGCAUCCAAAACGCCGGUGCCGGACGCCGUCGCCGUCUACUUGGCGGUGAUCGGGACCCCGGGCAUGGAUACCCGCGUGCGCCUGGCGUACUCGCGGCACCAGUUUCUCCUGGGAAACACUAAAUCCGCUGCGAUGAGGUACAUGACAUCGCGCAGUGGCUUUGAAGAGGCCAAAUUUGGAACUAUGGGGGGAUCGAUGGGGAUAUUUGGAUGUGACGCUGGCAUGAGCAUGAUGACUGCCCCGCCCAUGGGGUGAUUGAAUAGAUCAUAGACAUCCAUUUGAACGACGGCCUACUCGGUUAGUUGGUCAAGUUGCUAACUCCUACUUAACGUUAGUACAUUUACUGUGAUUUUCAU
Aphanomyces astaci is the source of this 2103-nucleotide messenger RNA. RefSeq lists its product as hypothetical. The record is from RefSeq and is a predicted model, not a curated record. The transcript has a single exon. Bases 26 to 2002 code for a protein of 658 amino acids. Lineage: Eukaryota; Oomycota; Saprolegniomycetes; Saprolegniales; Verrucalvaceae.